This is a messenger RNA of Theileria orientalis strain Shintoku, 1566 nucleotides long. Its product is annotated as phenylalanyl-tRNA synthetase. Gene Ontology annotation, molecular function: ATP binding; phenylalanine-tRNA ligase activity; tRNA binding. The transcript has 7 exons. Lineage: Eukaryota; Apicomplexa; Aconoidasida; Piroplasmida; Theileriidae. Gene Ontology annotation, cellular component: phenylalanine-tRNA ligase complex; cytosol; cytoplasm. Gene Ontology annotation, biological process: phenylalanyl-tRNA aminoacylation. The record is from RefSeq and is a predicted model, not a curated record. The coding region runs from base 1 to 1566 and encodes 521 amino acids.
AUGACCACAAAGCAGGAGGAGCUAAACCUCUUGCUGGCAAAGCUGGAUUUGGCCUUCGAAAAGAAGGAAAGAGACGAAAAGUCGGGAGAUAAAUCAGUAAUAAACACGCUGGACGUUGAACUCGACCACGAUAAGGUGGUGAGCGGGGUGAAGAGUUUAAUGUCGAAGGGGUACGUCACACUGGAGGAACACAAAGCAAACUUUUACAUUUUGACGGAAGAAGGAGAACUUUACGCAAAACAAGGCUCACCAGAAUAUCUGUUGGUGGAGUAUGUGAAGAACAACAAAGACGUUUCUCUCGACACAGCAGUUAGCAAUGUAAUUAAUGGGAGCAUAGGCCUAAAAAAGGCCAUGAAAGAUAAAUACCUGGCUCUGGAUAAGGAUAAAAAGUUAUCCCUGGGAUCAAAUCACCCAGAGUACGAUGUAACAAAAUCGAUUCUGUUUAACAUAAUAACGUAUGGGAAAAACGAAGAGGAGUUGAUGUCAGAAUUGAAUAAAAUGUUUGAAAACAGCAAGAAGAUGGAAGGAGAGCUUUCUGACCUGAAGAAGAGAAAGUUGUUUACGACGAAAUCGGCAGUAUACUACAAUUUGAGAAGAACAAACGAGUAUAAAUCGUCAGUAGGAUUCCAGAUAACGGAUUUGACAAUGGAGCUGCUGGAGACAGGAAAGUGGCAGGAAGCAGGUAAGAUUGAAGUUAAAAUGGUGCGCUCAGAGUUUAAAAAGUACAACUUCUUCUCAAGCGGCAAGCGAGUGAACGCCGGAGACUUGCACCCGCUGGUGCACUCAAUGUACGAGUUCAGAAGAAUACUGACCUCGAUGGGAUUUCAAGAGUUGGACACGAGCAGGUACCUGGAGUCGAGCUUUUGGUGUUUCGACGCAAUGUACAUACCGCAACAGCACCCAGCGAGAGACACGCAGGACACGUUCUUCCUGAGAGACCCUGAGAGAGUUGAUGUUAAGUUCUUUGACCCAAAUCACGUGGAAGAUGUGAGAGCAGCACACGGAAACGCUGCCAAAUUCAACAGCACAGGAUGGCAAUACGAAUGGAGCUUGGAAGAGUCGAUGAGAACAGUGUUAAGAACACACGUAACGCCCUGUACAGCCAGGAAGCUGAAGCAGAUAGCAGAAGAUCACCAGAAGGGAAUACCGAUACAGCCCUGUAGAUACUUCGCAAUCGAUAAGGUGUUCAGAAAUGAAGCAACAGAUUCGACACACCUGUGCGAGUUCCAUCAAGUGGAAGGGUUCGUCGUUGGAUUUGACUUGGGACUGGCAGAUCUGAUAGGGAUCAUGGAAACGUUUUACGGGGCAAUAGGAAUUAGUCCGCUGAAAUUUAAGCCAGCAUACAACCCAUACACGGAACCGUCGAUGGAAAUAUUCGGAUUCCACAAGCUACUUAACACGUGGAUAGAGGUGGGAAACAGCGGAAUUUUUAGGCCGGAAAUGUUACUGCCUAUGGGAUUGCCGGAAGACUUGACUGUCAUAGCAUGGGGACUAUCCCUGGAGAGACCAACGAUGGUAAACAGCAACAUAAGAAACAUAAGAGACCUGAUAGGAUGUAAAUAUUAA